Messenger RNA from Pimephales promelas (fathead minnow), 492 nucleotides. RefSeq names its product guanine nucleotide binding protein (G protein), gamma 13a (gene gng13a). Lineage: Eukaryota; Metazoa; Chordata; Actinopteri; Cypriniformes; Leuciscidae. The record is from RefSeq and is a predicted model, not a curated record. Gene Ontology annotation, molecular function: G-protein beta-subunit binding. Gene Ontology annotation, cellular component: heterotrimeric G-protein complex. Gene Ontology annotation, biological process: sensory perception of taste; phospholipase C-activating G protein-coupled receptor signaling pathway.
UUUGUAUAAAUCUCCUGCGAGUGCACUACAAGGAAUUUACCAAAGGGACACAAUCGGACACCAUCUUCAAUAGAACAAAACAUUCGAACUCGAUUUUUGUGGAGGACUCCUGACAAUCCCGUCACUUCACUUUUCAGCUACACAACUCUGAAAUCAUCACAAUGGAUGAGUUGGAUGAGGCUCAGUUGAAGAAACAUGUGGACAGUCUGAAGCAGCAGCUACAGCUAAAAAGAGAGAAAACAUCCGCCUCUCUUCCAGAGUUAACUAAAUGGAUAGAGGAGAAAAUGAACGAGGAUCCAUUUCUGAAUCCAGACUUACUGAAGCAGAACCCGUGGGUGGAGAUAAGCAAAUGUGUUAUAAUAUAGAGCUGUCAAUCAUCACUAUGGCAACAGGAGUGACUUACACCGCCUAACUUUGACUAGGAUGGACAAAAAUGCAAAUUAACUAAUUCUGAGUAAAUCUGCUUUGUUGUUUGCUCUAGUCAGGCCAUCA